Molecule: messenger RNA, 843 nt
Organism: Ascochyta rabiei
Lineage: Eukaryota; Fungi; Ascomycota; Dothideomycetes; Pleosporales; Didymellaceae
Exons: 3
Coding region: 1-843 (280 amino acids)
Source: RefSeq, a predicted model, not a curated record
AUGAAGAUCGCUAUCACAGGAGCCCGAGGCACCGUUGGACAAGAGGUAGUCAAGCUAUGUGCCAAAGCAGGUUACUCUACAGUCCAGGUGAACCGUACCGAUGAGCAGAACGACGGUUUUGAGAACACCGAGAUGCGCACAGCGGACGCAGCGUCUGACUAUGAUGCGACGGUAAAAGCAUUCAAAGGCUGCGAUGCAGUCAUCCACCUUGCAGCCAUCCCCAACCCCGUCGACAAGGCCGACCACACGGUGCACUCCAACAACGUCAACAGCGCGUUCAACGGCUUCCGUGCAUGCGGCGAGCUCGGCAUAAAGAAGAUUUGCUACGCAUCCAGCGUCAACGCAAUCGGUCUCGCGUAUGCCAACCAGCCGCUCAAGUUCAAGUACUUCCCUAUCGAUGAGGACUACCCCGUUAACCCUACGGAUUCGUACGCGCUGGCGAAGCACGAGGCGGAGGUCCAGGCCAAGGCAUUCGUAAAUUGGUUCCCAGGCACGAAGAUUGCGUUGAUGCGCAUCCACGAGGUGGCACCGAAGAAAGACGUCAAGGACGAGCACGCCGAGAACUGGCAGGAGGCUGCUGUUGGCCAGCUAUGGGGGUGGGUGCACCCACAAGCUACGGCGCGCGCCUGUCUCGCCGCACUUGAAAAAGCAGACAACUACGAGGGCGCGCAGAUCUUCAACGUCGUUGCGCCUGACACAACACAGAAGACGCCGUCCAAGGAGCUGGCCAAGAAGCACUACCCUGACGCGGAGAUAAGACAGGGCCUGGAGGGCAACAGUGCGUUCUGGACGACGGAUAAAGCGAAGAAGAUUCUCGGCUGGGAGCACACCGAGAAGCAGUGA